AAGAAAUAGUUCGUUUGAUGCUCCGGGAGAUUAACCCGCCACAAUCCGGAAUGGAUGAAGACUUUGUUGCAUUCGAAAUAGAAUGGGCUUGCCAUUCAGCAGUGAAUCUGCCAAGUGAGAUUGGCCAUGGUAGUUUUAUUGAAGAACCAACAGAAAAGAUCACAGCGAGAGUGGAUUGGUCAGUGGGAAAACAUGGUAAAAGAAGGAUGACAUUACCUGUGCCACCAUUUGGAGUCACUUUUGGUAAUAGCAAUGGGGGUGAACCAAGACAGAAGUCAGUGAAAAUUGCAUGGAAGGUCACACCUGCAACACCUGAUGUCAAUACAACUGUAAAACUCCAAGAAAGUGAGCCGUCCUUUGACACUUUCAUUGAAGAGGAAAGCCAGCAUUGUCCUCUAUCUGAAAGACCAAGAAAGCCUUCAUUGAUCAACAGGAAUCGCAGUGAAGAAAUUCCAACUCAAAGGAAAGUUAGCGGCAUAAUACGAAUUGAGAACUCACAAUCAUGCCAUGAAGGAGACAGGAAUAGGGACAUGAGACACUAUAUGUGCCAUGAGAAGUGAACAUGCUGAAAGCAAACCUGAAGAGAUAAGACUGUACAUAGUAAAUUAGUAGUUAGUCGGAUAGAGUGAGUUAUAGUAAAGAGGGAGGGGAGGGUUAAAGUGAGUACUGGCAAAGGGCAGACUUGUAGUCUCAAGGCAUGAGGGUUGAAGUAUAUGUAACUGUACAGUGGGGAUGAUCUAACCAAUAAUAAGUGAAUUAAUA
Molecule: messenger RNA, 762 nt
Organism: Corticium candelabrum
Lineage: Eukaryota; Metazoa; Porifera; Homoscleromorpha; Homosclerophorida; Plakinidae
Exons: 5
Coding region: 18-560 (180 amino acids)
Source: RefSeq, a predicted model, not a curated record